AUGCCCCGACGCUUCCUGCCCCGCCGCCAGGAGGUGAGCGAGUUCAUCCGCACCCCUGAUCACAUCGUGCUCGUUGCUGUGGAUCGAUACAGCCCCGAAGAGUCGUCGAAGACCGAAGCUGUUAUCCCCGCGGACAAUGGCUGGUCACCCCCAGAGGCUGGCGCCGAAGUGGUUGUAGGUCUGGGAAUCUGGAAGUUGGAGCCGACCUCGGAACGGAUAGGCCAGUUUCAGAAUGACAACGCCCCAUACCCAGCGCUACCUCCAUACGAUUACAAAGACCUCAACCGAGAGCGUGCUGACAAGUUUGCCGCCGUCGCUGUGGCCGGGGAGAAAAAAUACUUCCACGGCUUAUCCAGCAUGGAAAGGAUUGUUGUUCAUCCAGCAUACUGGAGGCGCGGUCAUGGGUCGGCAGUGGCUCGGUGGGGAGUAGCCUUGUCCGACAUCGACCAGCUUGAUCAAGGAGUUGCCGCAACCAGCAUGGGAGCAAAACUGUUCAAGCACGUUGGCUAUGAGUGGCUGACUGACCUUCAUGUGAAGGGCGAUGAUACAAAUCCAGAAGGGGUCAUGUUCUCGCUUCUCAAACACAAGGCCAUGGGGGAUCCAAAGAACAAGUGGUGCGUGAUGAUAGUUUAUCCUUCGCAUUAG
Messenger RNA from Ilyonectria robusta, 645 nucleotides. RefSeq lists its product as uncharacterized. The coding region runs from base 1 to 645 and encodes 214 amino acids. The transcript is spliced from 4 exons. NCBI's taxonomy places the organism in Eukaryota, Fungi, Ascomycota, Sordariomycetes, Hypocreales, Nectriaceae. The record is from RefSeq and is a predicted model, not a curated record.